Fonsecaea multimorphosa CBS 102226 is the source of this 1341-nucleotide messenger RNA. RefSeq lists its product as uncharacterized. Bases 1 to 1341 code for a protein of 446 amino acids. The record is from RefSeq and is a predicted model, not a curated record. The transcript has 2 exons. Lineage: Eukaryota; Fungi; Ascomycota; Eurotiomycetes; Chaetothyriales; Herpotrichiellaceae. Gene Ontology annotation, molecular function: transaminase activity; pyridoxal phosphate binding.
AUGGUUGAGUCCGAACCCAUCCACGCCAUUAAUGGAGUGGGUUUUCCUACGCUGAACUUACUCCUUGAAGAGGCGCAUGACCGCUAUGUAAAGAACAAUGCGAAGUCUUUCGCGUUGUUCAAGUCCGGCCUAAACGAUAUGCCGGGGGCCAACACCCGUUCUGUGCUUCACGUCCAGCCUUUUCCCCUUACGAUUGCGCGAGGAAAGGGUGCGACCCUUGUCGAUGUCGACGGCCACGAGUACAUCGACUUCCUGGGCGAAUUUUCGGCCGGGAUAUACGGACACAGCUCUCCAGUCAUCAAACGAGCCAUCACCGAUGCCCUGGACAAAGGUUGGAGCUUUGGAGGCAAGAACGAAUACGAAGGCCAAUUGGCAAAGAUCUUGGUGGAAAUGUUCAAAUACAGCAUGGAUUCCAUCCGGUUUUGCAACUCGGGGACUGAAGCCAACCUGAUGGCUCUAGGGGCGGCUGUCAACUUCACUCGUAAAGACAAAAUCCUCGCCUUCUUCAAUGGCUACCAUGGUAGCACGUUGAUGUUCUUCGAGCGCGAACCCAAGUAUAGCCUGAAUUCACACAAGGAUUUUGUCAUUGCCCCUUACAAUGACAUUGCGGAGACCGAGGCAAUAGUGUCGAAUCUGCCCAAGGACUCGCUGGCGGCAAUCAUAGUGGAGCCGAUGCAAGUCUCGGGCGGCUGUCUUCCCGGCUCGCAGGAGUUCCUGCAGUACCUCCGAGACCUGGCGGACGAACAGAAAGCUGUGCUCAUCUUCGACGAAGUCAUGACAUCGCGUUUGCACUACGGAGGGCUUCAGGUCAGCUUGGAUAUCAAGCCUGACAUGACCACCAUUGGUAAAUGGCUCGGCGGAGGUAUGAGCUUUGGAGCUUUCGGCGGCCGCGGCGAAAUUAUGCAGUUGUUCGAUCCCCGACAAAACAGACUUCAUCAUUCAGGCACGUUCAACAACAACGUCAUCACCAUGGCGGCGGGUGUUGCGGGCUGUACCAUGAUGGACGCGGUGUCGUUAAACGACCUUAACGCAAGAGGUGACAGGCUGAGAUAUGCAAUCUCUCAGCUGAUCGAGAGGCGACUGCCCGGAACGAUCAAGCCAGACCACAAGGGGCUCAGGUUGAUAGCAAGAGGACUGGGAAGUCUCUUUGUCGUUGUCAUCGUGGGUCCGGAUAGAGAGAGGUGGCAAGCGCUCUUAUAUCACCAUUUGCUUGAGCACGGGAUUUACAUUGCUGCUCGGGGCUUCCUGGCUUUGACCAUCGAGAUCACCGACCAGCAUUUUGAGCCCUUGUUGAAGGCGAUCGAGUCUUUCAUCAACAAGUACGAGGCAAUUUUCGCCUAA